Molecule: messenger RNA, 5255 nt
Organism: Ostrea edulis (European flat oyster)
Lineage: Eukaryota; Metazoa; Mollusca; Bivalvia; Ostreida; Ostreidae
Exons: 18
Coding region: 347-4030 (1227 amino acids)
Cellular component (GO): extracellular region
Molecular function (GO): chitin binding
Source: RefSeq, a predicted model, not a curated record
AAACCGACCGUCGUAUGAGAGGAGCGCUGACCUCUAGAGUUCAGUAUUAAACAUGUGUAAGUGGAAUCAAGGAUGUUUAUUUCUUUCGGAAUUUUACCGUUGUAAAAUUAAUUGAAAGGAUUCUGUUCUACGUGGAUUCAUUGAUGAAAAAUGUACGCAUGUUAAAUUGCCGUAUGAUUGUGUGCGUGGAUUGAUUUUUCGUUGAUGAAUUCUGUCAAUACGUGUGAAAUUUCUAUCUGAAAUUAUUUUUUGUUAGUGAAGCCAAAAAUUAUUACUCGAUGGAUAUCCAAUACAAACUAUACCUUGAUGGCUGAAUUUUAAAGUCGGAGAAUUAUUUUCUUUUAAAAUGGGAACCCCAAGCUGGGCAACAUAUUUCGAUGGCAUCGAACCCGACUAUCCCGGGAGACCACGGGAUGAGAAACAGUAUGGUUACUGUCCUCAACAAACGCCGGACACUCGAAAACGAAAGCAAGGAAUGGUGUUUCCGGGGAAUGAGUUCAAACUCCAAGACCUGGAAUACAUCUCCACCGCAGCUGGAAGAAACUCGGUAUCCGGUUCCUGGAGAAGGACUUCCGGUUCGCUUCCAUCUCGUUCUCCACAAAUGAGUCCCACGUAUUCUUCAUCGUCUAAUUUCAGUGACGCUCAGUUUCUGCCGCCCGCAUCAGUAAAUCAAGGCCGUGCUUUACCCCCUAUCCCAGUGGACGGAAUUGUACAUUCCGGAAGUGUUCGAUCUUGUAGCAGUCGUUCACAACCAAAAUCCCCAUUAGAACUGAAACUGUCUCAGAAUCAUUGUAAUCGAGAAUUGCCGCUUAUUCCGUUGGAGCACAGGCAGAAUAUUCACAACGAAUCAAAAUCGAAACGGAAACGGCCACAUAGAGAAAAGAGUUCUAGGAGAUCCCGCAAAAAUGAUGGUGACCAUGAACCGGAAACAGCAGUUGUGUUGACUGUAUCAAUACGGAAUGGAAAGAAACUGAAACAUUCCGAAAUGUUAAAUAACAAUAUAGAAGACGGUUUGACUUCGACAUUAACUGUCAAAAAACCUUUGGAAAGUACGUUGAGCCGAGAACGUGCAGCAAAGGAAGCUGACAAAAUCACAGUUCCAUUGCGCUCUAGGAUGCGCAGGAGUCGGAAGCGAUGUCUGAUCCCAAUGGUGAUCAUUACAGUCUUAAUUUUGGCAGGGCUAUUCUCUGCUGUUACAUUCGUCUUACUCAGACCACAACAAAAUGAAUCAUCAUCAUCAACAUCAUCCGAGGAAAAGAGUGGUUUAGCAAUGAUUUUAGCAAUCACGCACAUGCGCGUUUUAAACAAGAAGUAUGUAUUAGAAAUGUCUAAUUCCUCCAGCCUGGAAUUUCUACAGUUCACCCAAGUCUUUGAGGACGAUAUCAAUAACGUCUUUCUAAGGAGCAACAUCAGCUCAUAUUUUUACGGUACAAGCGUGAGUGAUCUCAGAAAAGGAAGCAUUUACACUUAUAGUGACCUUUCUUUCCAAGAUGUGGAGCCUCUUCGAAACCCGUCCAUGUUUGAAAAUAUUCUUCGAUACUCCUCAUCCCCUAUCACUUACAACAGUAUCAAAGCCAUUCGGAUUGGUGACAACAUUGUCGAUUACGACAGUAUCCAUGUGGACUUGUCCUUCAUUACUGUUGACAAAUUUCCUGACAAACCUAAGCUCAAGGAAGUAUUGCAGUUAGUGGAAGAGAAAACAAAGGCUCUCAACUCACUCAAUUCUAAAACAACAGACAAACCACGGAAGUUACAUGAUACACACAGUCCUGUCUCAGUCCAAGGAACUACAGGAGCGCCAUCUGUUGUUCAGAAGGGAGACCCAGAUGUACAUGCAGAAAAAACGGAAACUGCAACAAGAUCAAAUGACGUAACGGGAGCAGAUGGACCGGAAGAGGGAACAACAGCGACACGUAACGUCAUAGGAACAACGCCUACUGCAACAAAAUUAACAACUGUGACAGAAUCAUCUAAUAACCCGAAAGACUUUACAACAGUUUCUCCAGAGACAACAUUAUCGACGACAAAAACAACAGGAAAAACCAUUGGAUAUGAAAAUAUCAUUCGAUCAUCGAACGGCAACGCAAAUAACUUACCAGAGGUCGCUACAUCUACAGAGAAUACUGCAACAACACCAUUUGUGAAACUAACAACAGAAAUAAAUGAUACUGACGGGGCAGCACUCCAGAACACCACCGUCAUUUGUAAUUUCGGCAAUAUGGACGGAUGGAAAUUCCUCAUCAUUCAAAAUACUCCAUACAAGGGAAAACCGUAUCUCGUCAUGAAUUUAACUUCCGACGAAAGAAUCAUGAUUCCGAGAGAAAUCAAAGAGAGGCUGUAUUUGAACCUUGAUGUCAAUAGCGCUUCCGGUACAAUCCGUGUCAGCUUCCUGUUACAGUGUGAAGAUCUGGGAAGAUAUGAGUGCAAAGUACACAACGGCGAUUAUUCGUAUCUGGGUGGAGGAGAAUUAAAAUUAUUGCCUUCCAAGCCUGAAGUGACUUUACCUGUGGAAAUUAUAGACGACAAAGCGCUGCAGGAACCUUUAUUGUGCAGGAUAAACGUUGGAUACCCACCAGAGGAAUCAGAAUUUGAAUGGUCAUUCUGGUCAAAGGGAUUCGAGUCAUUUCGAAAGAUAGGAAACACAGAUAGCAGCCCUAUGAAGAGCGGCGUGUGUGGACAAAUCAAGACAAUACGUCUGAUAUUAAAAAAAGCAGUAGGACUUAACAAAGUACAACUCAAGUGUGCAGUGAAGACGAAAAGUGCGGGAAAACAGACCAAGGUCAUGGAGGACGUUGCAACCAUUAAAGUUGUCCCAAACACUAUCUGUGACGGGGUUCCAUACGACACAUACAUCAAACACCCCUAUACGUGUAACAAGUACAUCUUGUGUAGAAAUAAAGACAUUCAGGUCAAACAGUGUGCAGACAAUCUAUGCUUUGAUCCCAGCACGAAGAGAUGUGGACAAACAGGUCUGGAGAUGUCGUCUGUGGAUGCUUAUUUAAACGAGGGUGUGACUCUGUUAACAUGUCGUCUGUUACACAUCGGUUCCUGGUCGUCAAUCUCCGUUUACAAAUAUGUCUCCAAGGUCAACAAGACCAGAAUUCUUACUGUUUAUGACGGCUCCAGCAAUGUGACUGUAGAACAGGAAGUCAGUCGUCGCAUCCGGGCCACUGUAGAUAAACCCUCCAAGUACGAAGUCGUCAUUACUCUGUGGGUCUACUCUUUGGGAUGUCAGGAUGAGGGUAUAUUUUCCUGUGCAGCCGACGUACCAUUUGCAGUUCCAGAAGCGUUUGGCAGAUUGAACAUAAAAACAAAGCCGGAUGUUCCAACUGUCAGGAUACCCACUGAAAUAAUUGACAGUCGAGAACCAAGAGAAUGGUUCAGAUGCGAAGGAAACGUGGGUUAUCCAAAGGGACGGAUGUACUGGGAAAUCAAAAUGAAAGGAGAUGCAGACUUUACUGACAAAAUCCCAUUCAAAACCAAACGUGACAGUGAAAACACCACAAACUGCAAAACCUACGUCACAAACGAGUUCAGAUUCACACCAAGCGCACUGCAUGACGGGAUGGAGGUGAGAUGUGUUGUGGAAAAUCAAGAUACAAUGCCAGGUGGCAGACGACUUUACACCACGAAGGAAAUCCAUGUGAUACCAGCUAACUUUUGCGCAGGUGUAUCACGUGACAAGCGCGCGCAUCCGAACAACUGUUAUCAGUAUAUUCAGUGUCAUGACGGUUACACGUAUGUACAGAGGUGUAGCAUAGGAUUGUGCUUCAAUCCAACAACUCAAGACUGCGACAUCAGGGAAGAGGGGAAGGUCGACGUCAUUAUAGAUCCUGAUUUCCCCUGCAAGCCAAAGAGAAAUGGAGUAUACUUCGCUCAUAAAUCAAUAUGUAACAAGUAUAUAUGGUGUGUUCAAGGUCAAGAGGUCAUACAACAUUGUCCCUUGGGGACGCAGUAUUUCAAGGACGGCCAAUGCACUUUCGAAGAGGAAAAAUUUCAUUGCAGUAGAAACUCAACCGUUGUUGUGUAAUAAAGUACUGGUAUGAGCUAAUGAAUGAUUUCAUCUUUAGUGUAUUACCAGACGUGUUACGUGAGAAGCGAGAUCAUUUUACCUUGCAAGGUCUCAAAACGUUUGUGAAUGUGAAUGGAACUUGGGGAUAUCAACAAUCUUGAUGAUUUUUUUCAGAGCUCAGGAAUUGUGCCGUAUCGAUAUUUAUUCUGUGUAAUCUCCUAAAACGUUCAGCUGACGUAAAUACUUUUUAUAGCUUUAAAAAAGCAAACAUUGUUACAAACUUUCCUGUACAGUUUAGAGGUUAUGAAAGUGAGCUAUAUUUUACAAAUGCAAAUUAGAUUUCAUACAGGACCUUGGUUUAAUAUAUUUCAUUGCAUAUUGUUAUUUCAAAUUUGAAAUCAUUAGAUUUCUAUUGCUUUGGUGUCGAGGUUUUCGUAAUGUACUUGUAUGUAAGAUAUUUUAAAGAUACAUUGUAUAAAUUUUAUUUUCAUAACUUUGAUAUUUCUCAUACAGUUGUCGUAUACUUAUAAGUUAUAAUCAUAUUAAACUUGUAUGUUGAUUUAAUAUUCUACAAAACCACAGAUAAAGACAUAAAGCUCAUCAAUGGAAAAUCCGUUUUGUUUCCAUCGUGUGUCAAACUUUACAUUUUAUAUACAUGCAUCUCAAGAGGAGCUAUUUGAAAUAACAGGUGCUAGAAGUUAUGCAGGUCCAAUCAAGGGCGUUCGGGGAUUUAUCCCGAAUUGUAUUCCUUACACCCUGAGGUCGAAAGGUGUAUGGGUGAAUGCCUCAGCACCCCUGAUUGGACGUGGAUAACGAAUUUAUUUCCUUAUGUAACCAAAUAAACUUGUUAUCCAAGUUCUAUCAUGACCGGAUGACAAAAAAUAUCAGUAUCUAGUCUAGGACUAAUUAAUUUGUUUCAUUCAAAUGAAAGCUGUGCUAUUUUGAUUAAAUUUGUGAUAGUAAUGCUUCGAAGUUUAGAAUUGUGAUUAUCAUUAUAUUUAUCAUUUAUCUUUAUAUUUGCAUGUUGAGAGACAAUUGCAUUGUGACGUUACAUUAUUUCGGCCGGGUAUGCGGAAAUUUACACCCGGCUAAUUAACCAAUCAAAACUCCUCUUACAAGUUACACAGGAAAUGAUAUUCCUGACAUUUUGUUGUACAGAUUUGCUCUAUUUAUUGAAGUCUGUGAUGUACUUUCGUUUUGUUAUUAUAUAUCGUUUGAGAAUGCAAUAAAUGGUUACGAAAUG